GGUGACCAGAAACUUGGUGCCCAUCAUUCGCUCCAGGAGCCAUCCUCGAUGGCAGUGGCGACGGCAAUCACGGCGGGUUCACUCUUCUCCUAUUUUUGUUGCUUUUGUUCUUUUGUUUCACAAGUCUGAUAAGCCGUGCGUGGAAGAUAAGCGACGCUGCAGUCCUACAUUUACGACCUCCAGAGUCUGGCGGCCAGGCCGGAAGAGCAGGGGUCAAAACUCCGCAGAUACGUGGGAGCUCUCAGCCACUGCGCAUCGCCUCCCGCCUUGAUGCUGAAUCACCUGUCCUAUCGGCGGCCCUGCAACCUGUCUCCUCGCUCAUCCGGGCCCCCCAAGCAUCGGAAACAACUGCUACUUUCUUUAAAGCUAAGCCUUUUCCCUCGAUAGACGGUUUAAUUCGCUGUAUUAUUUAAGACAAAGUUUCCGAGCUCUCAAAAGUCUAAGAAACCUCAGGGGUAAACCAGGCCACCAGGAGUUGAGCAUCGACUGCUGAAUCUUGGGUGGAAGACUUUAACCUAGACGAUUUAGACUUACGGAAUCGGUCGAGUUCAGAAGAAGAAAGUCUAGCCUGGUUUCAAGUUGCUCUCAGACUUCGUUUUGCAAAACCAGUUCAAACAAAGAUGGAUUUCGACGGUGCCUUGAACAAGAGCGGAGGCUUUGGGCGCUUCCAGAAGAUUCUGGCGCUCGUCUUUCUGACGACAGCCACCGCGCACUUUACUUGCAACCACAUGGCUCAGGUGUUCUUGCUCAUAGUACCCGAGCACUACUGGUGCCCACUUGUGGUCUCUAAUGGGAACGGGAGCUUCGAAGAUUCAUCCGGUGUCGGGAGCGACGCUCCAGUCUUCGUGAGACAGAGCUGUCUCCUUGAGUUCGGAUCCGGAACCAGCGAUAGAAACGGCACCACAACUGAUUACUGUGAGGGAGGAUGGUACUACGAAUACAACGACCUGUAUCCGACCAUGUCCACAGAGAACAACUGGGUCUGCGGAGACGCCUGGAAGCAGUACGUAUUGCACACGACAUUCUGGAUUGGCUCCAUGUCCGGAUAUGUCACUUCGGGAUUCCUCGCCGACAAGUUCGGCCGCAAGGUGGCCAUCUGCGUGCUGGCCACCAUCAGCGCUCUGGCCAACCUCAUUCCUCUGUUCAUCAACCAGCACCUGGGCCUCGCCAUCGCGAGACUGGUGGCGGGAAUGGGCGCAGAGAGUGUCUGCUCCACCAUCUUUGUACUGGUGAUGGAGUUCACCAUUCCUGAACGGCGUACCCUGAUCGGCUUCGUGUGGGCCUUCAGCUGGACCCUGAUGGCGUCGGCGUACCCCUGGUACGCGGACCUGAUCCAGAGCUGGAGGGGUCUCGUCAUCACAAACUCCGCACUUAGCGCCGUCAUCCUAGUGCUCCUCUGGUUUGUUCCCGAGUCUCCCAGCUGGCACCUGACGGCAGGUAGACGGGACAAGGCCGUCGCCAUCUUGACGAAGAUCGCGAGGGUCAACGGGCUCCGGGACAUCAGCGAGGACGACUUCAAGGCGCUUCAGAUCAAGAUGACUGUGACCACUUCAUCUGGAAAGAAACGCAGCUUCCUGAAGGACACCCUGGCCCUCGUAGCAACACCACGCCUCAGAAGGAACACGCUGGUACUCUUUGCGGGUUGGUUCCUGAUAUGUUUGUGCUACAACGCCAACACACUAGAGCUAAGCCACCUGGGUCUGAACGUGUACGGGACCUACUCGAUCGCGAUAGCCUUCGAGCUGCCGGUCAACAUCUUCACCAUCAUGGCCCUGGACAGGCUGGGAAGGCGAUGGCCCAACGUGGCCUUCAUGUUCGUCGGGGGCGCCGUGUCGCUCGUCAUGGCCCUUAUCAGAACGGACUCUGCUGGAGCGACGCUGGCCAUGGCGGUUAUCACGAUCGUCUGCUACGCCGGCGGGUACAACAUCACCUACCAGCUCGCCUCGGAGAUUUUCCCCACGGAAAUCAGAGGCCGCGGCGUGUUGCUCAAGAGACUCUUCGGAGAUAUCGGCAGUUGUCUCGGGGCAGAUGUUGCUUAUCUGGUGGAAUAUGACCGGUACCUGCCCGUCCUGGUACUGGGUGCGCUGUCCCUCCUGGCAUCUGUACUGCUCUUCUUCGUUCCGGACACCGUCCAUGAACCGUUGCCACAGACAAUAGAAGACGGCGAGAACUUCGCCAAGAACCAAGGACUGUGUUUCUGUCCCAUCCUGGUCGAGCGGAUAAGUCCGGAUGAACCCAAAGCGAAUGGCAAGCAAGAUGCAGAGGAAGACAAGCCUGGUCGCAUUACGUCUCACCUUUAAC
This is a messenger RNA of Ixodes scapularis (black-legged tick), 2301 nucleotides long. Its product is annotated as solute carrier family 22 member 7. Lineage: Eukaryota; Metazoa; Arthropoda; Arachnida; Ixodida; Ixodidae. The record is from RefSeq and is a predicted model, not a curated record. Gene Ontology annotation, cellular component: membrane. The transcript has 10 exons. The coding region runs from base 621 to 2300 and encodes 559 amino acids. Gene Ontology annotation, biological process: transmembrane transport. Gene Ontology annotation, molecular function: transmembrane transporter activity.